AUGUCUUUUUUGCCAGAGAAGCACGCCAACUACUUUAGGCUCUGUCUGAAGUCAAUGCCUGAAAAGGCACAGUCGGAAGAUGCAAACAAGUUAGCACUUAUAUAUUUCACCCUCCAUGGACUCUCUUUACUAGGGAAGUUGGAGUCUACAGUGGAUCGUGAAAGCGCCAUAGAAGAUGUCUACGACUAUUUGAUUCAGGACCCUGACAGUCAGAUCCAGGCAUUCAGAUCGAGCCAGACAUUCAAGCUCAGCUCGAAGAAUAAAGAGUACGAUUUGCAUAAUUUGCUGGCGACCUUCUUUGCAUUGGCGUGCUUGCUAGCCCUAGAUGAGGACUACUCCACAAGACUCGAUCGGGAAAAGAUCAUGAGGUUUGUGAGCCGAUGUCAAGUGCAGAAUGGUAAUGAUGUCGGAUCGUUCAGACCCGUCUUAGGUGCCGACCACGAAGCUUGGGGCGAAUCGGAUCUACGCUUGUGCUACAUCGCAGCUGGUAUUAGGAAAAUGCUCGGAUACGAUAAACUUUCGGCUCACGAGCGAGCCAACGAUAUUGACGUCAAAAAGCUCGAGGAAUUUAUCUUAAAUAAGGUGAGCUUCAACGGUGGGCUUUCGUCUUCUUCUCAUACAGAGUCCCAUUCUGGUCUCACAUUCUGUGGCCUCGCUUCGCUUAGGCUUCUAGGCAUUGACCUUUCAACACACAGCGACUGGGUUGAACUAACAAAGGACUGGCUUGUUCAUCGACAGGUGGACUACCCGCUGGUUUUUUACAAGGGUACUGCUUACGAGUAUUAUGACCACAUUGACAUUGGGGGGUUCAACGGACGAGAGAAUAAGUUUGCCGACACUUGCUACCUGUGGUGGGUAGUUGGGCUGCUCAAACUAUUGGAUCCACGAGGGGUUGAUUUGAUAGAUGCCGAAGCUUUACUCAAUUAUUUGCUUGACAAGACUCAGCAUAAGCUCAUAGGUGGGUUCGGCAAGAACACAGAGGCCUUUCCCGACCCUUUCCAUUCGUUUUUGGCGAUCUGCAGCAUUUCUCUUCUUAAACACUCACUUCCACACUUAUCGAUUGGGGGAGCGGAUGUUUUGCAACCAGUAGACGAAGAGUUGGUUAUCACUCAACGGCUGCGAAAAUUCCUAGACCGCAUAUGGAGGCAGUAG
Molecule: messenger RNA, 1152 nt
Organism: Candidozyma auris
Lineage: Eukaryota; Fungi; Ascomycota; Pichiomycetes; Serinales; Metschnikowiaceae
Gene: CDC43
Product: protein geranylgeranyltransferase type I subunit CDC43
Exons: 1
Coding region: 1-1152 (383 amino acids)
Biological process (GO): protein geranylgeranylation
Cellular component (GO): CAAX-protein geranylgeranyltransferase complex
Molecular function (GO): CAAX-protein geranylgeranyltransferase activity
Source: RefSeq, a predicted model, not a curated record